This is a messenger RNA of Cylas formicarius (sweet potato weevil), 2646 nucleotides long. Its product is annotated as innexin shaking-B. Gene Ontology annotation, cellular component: gap junction; plasma membrane. The coding region runs from base 600 to 1886 and encodes 428 amino acids. Gene Ontology annotation, molecular function: gap junction channel activity. The transcript is spliced from 6 exons. The record is from RefSeq and is a predicted model, not a curated record. Lineage: Eukaryota; Metazoa; Arthropoda; Insecta; Coleoptera; Brentidae.
ACGCAAUGUUACAGAUUAGGCAAGUUUCAAAUGGAGAUUGUAUUUUUCAGUUUCUAACACUUAGAUACAGGUGCAUAUAAACCCAAAAAUUCUUUUUAUUUUCGUAACCCAGUUAAAUUCAGACAGCGUGCGUAUACUGAAACAGAAAAUAUUUACAACCAUUAACCUGAAAUAACACCAUAAGUAACGCAAAUCUACUCGGCCAGCACGUCCAUGUUUUCCACAUGUUCCCGUGUAUUUUCGUUAGUACAUAAUUUAUUAACAACGAUUUCGGCUGUCACUCGCGUGAUAGUAAAAAUAAAAAAAAAAGUUUUGCAUUCUGUCGCUGACAAUCUGCGGCGAUCUAAGAUUGAACAACCGCGAACACAACGAAAUUUAAAAUUAGUCGUGGUAGCGUUUUCGAACUCUGGCAAUUAUUUCCAGGCACCGCUUUGUUUUCGACUUUCCCGAGUUCUAGUGAAGAAAUGUGUCUAAUCGUAUGGGUGACCGUGCUGGAACGAUGCCCUUGGUGAUGGUAACCCUCGAUACAGAUCCAGCAUUGUGGAGUGUCCCGCGAAUCGAAAGAUGAUCAUUGGCGUUACCAAUCCUAUAAGUGCCCCAUGGGAAGACCUAAACCCGAAACCAGUAGCCUGGUGGGAAGUUUCGGGCACAAAGAACGCAUAUUCUACAAGACCCACCCCAAAGUCCAACCGGCGCUAAAAUCAAAAUUGAAAAGGCACACUUUGGAUUUUCCGCGAAGGAGAAGGCGGGCUCAGAGGAACGAAGGUUACGUCGCAAUGGACCUGCUGAGAAGUUUUUAUAUGCUCACACAAACUAGUAGUAUAGUGAUAGAUUCACCGAUAUUUCGUCUGCACACCAAUGCUAGCGUUGUCAUUUUGAUAACGUUUUCAAUAGUUGUUACAACAAGACAAUACGUAGGAAAUCCUAUCGACUGUGUGCACACAAGGGAUAUUCCCGAAGACGUGUUAAACACAUACUGCUGGAUACAUUCGACCUUCACCGUAAGAGACGCAAAUGUCAACAUAGUUACCGACCAAGCUCACUAUCCAGGGGUGUUAUUCGCUGGAAACAAACCAAUCAAGCAAGUGAAAUACUACCAGUGGGUGGCUUUUGUCCUAUUUUUUCAGGCGAUAUUGUUCUACACUCCGAGAUGGCUAUGGAAGUCGUGGGAGGGCGGAAAAAUCUGCGCCCUUAUGAUGGACCUUGACGUUGCCGUAUGUUCUGAAAUCGAGAAGAAGCAAAAGAAGAAACUGAUGAUCGAUUAUCUGUGGGAGAACCUCCGGUAUCAUAACUGGUGGGCCUACCGCUACUACUUCUGUGAAGUACUGGCCCUGAUAAACGUGGUUGGGCAAAUGUUUCUGAUGAACAGAUUCUUCGACGGAGCGUUCCUGAUGUUCGGUUUCGAGGUAAUCGCGUUCAUCAACACAGAUCAAGAGGACCGGAUAGACCCGAUGAUCCAGAUUUUUCCGCGGAUGACCAAAUGCACUUUCCGAAAGUACGGCGUUUCCGGCGACGAAGAAAAACACGACGCCCUCUGCAUCCUACCCCUCAACGUAGUCAACGAAAAAAUUUACAUCUUCUUGUGGUUUUGGUUCAUAAUCCUAGCAAUUUUAACAUUGCUGACGGUGAUCUAUAGAGUGAUUAUCAUUUUUUCACCGCGGAUGCGGGUUUACUUGUUACGAAUGAGGUACCGAUUGGUAAGGCGGGACGUCAUAGAGACCAUAGUGCGAAGAAGUAAAAUGGGGGAUUGGUUUCUUUUUUACAUGCUCGGCGAAAACCUGGAUUCAUUGAUAUUUAGAGAUGUGCUGCAGGACUUGGCACACAAAUUAUCCAGGCACGAUUUCCAUCAUGCUCCUGGCUUCAAGGGUGAGAUUCAGGAGGCCUGAAGGAGAACCGAAGGAGUUAUUUGGAGAAUAAGAAGUUUUACAUGCGUUGUCGAGCUUUGAAUGUAACGCGAAUGAUAACGUUUGAAAGGCUAAAAACACCACUGCCACACUCAAAGAGUGAUAUCGGUUUAAUUUUUUUACAUUCUAUGCCGGGUUGAAAAAAAUAUGUCAUACGCCAAGCUGUGCCAAAUUGAUGUAACAUAAGAUGCAACGCUCAACUUUUUAACGAUUGUUUCGAUAAUUAUGGAAAAGAUGCAGGAGUUAGUUAAUUGUUUAAGAUAGGCUUUUUGAAAAUAUUGAAAUUUCACCAAACCGAAGCAUUUAAUUUUAAUAAAAUUUCUACUACUGCAAAAAAUAAACUGAAUUUUAGUUUCAGCUGACCAAUUUAGGUAUAUAAACUAAAAGAUUUUUGGAUUUUAAAGUUUUUCCUACAUAGAUCUUUAAAUUAUUGCGUACUUAUCGCGGUCGUUUCAAGACAUAUAAUUUAGACCUUAGCGGAUAUUAUAUUUAACUAUUUGAUAAUCAUUUUUCUGCUACACGGAUUUCUUGUUGGGUCAAUUCUUAUUUGUUAAAAAGUUUUUCCUUUGUCUAACAUUCCUGACCAUUUUCUUAACUCGUUUUUUGAUUUGAAUUUAUUAUUUUAUAUUUUUCUACUUUACCACAUUCAUUUUGUAUCCUUGUACAUAGAUUAUAUUCAUCCGAUUCUCGAAUUUUUAUAUAGUAUUGUCACAUUGUAGUUACUUCAAGUCAAUUUUUUAAA